Molecule: messenger RNA, 1761 nt
Organism: Budorcas taxicolor (takin)
Lineage: Eukaryota; Metazoa; Chordata; Mammalia; Artiodactyla; Bovidae
Product: guanylate-binding protein 5-like
Exons: 10
Coding region: 1-1761 (586 amino acids)
Molecular function (GO): GTPase activity; GTP binding
Source: RefSeq, a predicted model, not a curated record
AUGGACAUGGCCCCAUUGAUUCACAUGCCAGAACCCUUGUGCCUCAUUGAGAACACUAAUGGGCCACUGCUGAUUAAUCCAGAAGCUCUAAAGAUCCUGUCUGCCAUCAGGCAGCCUGUUGUGGUGGUGGCUAUCAUGGGCCUCAACCGCACAGGCAAAUCCUACCUGAUAAACAAGCUGGCUGGGAAGAACAAGGGAUUCUCAGUUGGAUCUACAGUGCAGCCUCACACGAAGGGCAUCUGGAUGUGGUGUGUGCCUCACCCCAAGAAACCAAACCACGCCCUGGUUCUUCUUGACACUGAGGGACUUGGAGACGUAGAGAAGGGCGACAAGACUAAUGACACCCAUAUAGCUGUACUGGCACUACUAUUGAGUAGUACUUUUGUAUACAACACCAUGAACAAAAUUGACCAGGGAGCUAUCGACCUCUUGCACUAUGUGACAGAACUGUCACAUCUACUAAGAAUAGAUACCUCACCUAAUCAUAACAGGGUAGACGACACAGCUGACUUUGUGAGAAUCUGUCCAGACUUAGUGUGGACUCUGAGAGAUUUCUACCUUGAUCUGGAAGCAAAUGGGCAACUCAUCACAGCAGAUGAAUAUCUGGAGAAUUCACUGAGGCCAAAGCAAGGCCCCGACCAACAUCUUCAAGAUUUUAAUCUGCCCCGUCUGUGUAUACAGAAAUUCUUUCCAAUAAAGAAAUGCUUCAUUUUUGACUUGCCCACUCACCAGAAGAAGCUUGCCCAGCUUGAGACACUGCAUAAUGAUGAUCUGGAUCCUAAGUUUGUACAACAAGUGGCAGAAUUCUGUUCCUACAUCUUUAGCCAUUCCAAGACUAAAACUCUUUCAGGAGGCAUCAAGGCCAGUGGAUCUCAUCUAGAGAACCUAGUGCAGACCUAUGUCAAUGCCAUCAACAGUGGGGAUCUGCCCUGCAUGGAAAGUGAAGUCCUGACCUUGGCCCAGAUUAAGAACUCGGUUGCAGUGCAAAAGGCCAUUGCCCGUUAUGAUCAGGAGAUGGGCCAGAAGCUGCAGCUGCCCACAGAAACCCUUCAGGAACUGCUGGACCUGCACAGGGCCAGUGAGAAAGAGGCCAUUGAAGUCUUCAUGAAGAACUCUUUCAAGGAUGAGGACCAAGGGUACCAGAAAAAAUUAGAGAUGCAGCUAGCAGCCAAACAGAAUGACUUUCAUAAACGCAACUUGGAGGCAUCACAGAAUCAUUGCUCAGCUUUACUUCAGGAUAUUUUUCGUCCUCUAGAAGAAAAUGUGAAGCAAGGGGUUUAUUCAAAACCCGGGGGCCAUUGUCUCUUCAUUCAGCAUAGAGACGAGCUGAUUGCAAAGUACAAUCAGGAGCCCAGGAAAGGAAUACAGGCUGAGGAAGCUCUUCAGAAAUAUUUAGAGUCCAAGGAGUCUGUGAGUGUUACCAUUUUGCAGAUAGACCUGGCUCUCACAGCAAGGGAAAAGGAGAUCGAAGGUAUAACAGAAGAGUUUAUGAAGGCUGAAGCACAAAGGUUGAUACAAAGUCUAACUCAGCAUCAGCAAAUGAUGGAGCAGAGGAAGAUAUUCCAUCAGGAACAAGUGAGACUAGCGGAGAGAAGCAGAGUAUACCAGCAGGCACUGCAACAGAGGGCCAUGGAAGGUCAGCUCCAGGAAGAGGUUAAAAGGCUCAAGGAGAUAAUCCAAGCUGAGAACAGAAAACUUCACGACAAACUCCAGAAUCUUCUGAGGAAUGACUCACCAGAUGAUACAUGCAUCUUACUCUAA